Molecule: messenger RNA, 2435 nt
Organism: Pyrus x bretschneideri (Chinese white pear)
Lineage: Eukaryota; Viridiplantae; Streptophyta; Magnoliopsida; Rosales; Rosaceae
Product: G-type lectin S-receptor-like serine/threonine-protein kinase At4g27290
Exons: 4
Coding region: 772-1368 (198 amino acids)
Biological process (GO): protein phosphorylation
Molecular function (GO): ATP binding; protein kinase activity
Source: RefSeq, a predicted model, not a curated record
AAGCACCAGUGGGAUUUGCUUUGGUUGGCUCCAUUGGAUGCCUGUGACAGCUAUGGCAAGUGUGGUAAAUUCGGCAAUUGCAAUCCUACUAUCAAUGGAUUUAACUGCACAUGCUACCCCGGAUAUGAACCAAUAUCACCACAGGAUUGGGAUUUGAAAGAUGGGAGAGGCGGGUGCAAGAGGUAGCAGGGCUCGCGGUCCAUGUGCAGGAACGGCGAGGGGUUUGUGAAGAUGGAAAAUGUAAAGGUUCCAGACACGUCCUCCAUAAAAUUGGAGAAGAAUUUGAGCUUGGAAGCGUGCAAGGACGAGUGCUUGAAGAACUGCACGUGCUUGGUGUAUGCGAUUGAAGAUGUGACGAAUGGAGGGACUGGAUUCAUGACAUGGUAUAGAGAUUUGAUGGAUACUAAGCAGUUAACGGAAGGCGGGCAGGAUUUGUACGUUCGUGCAGAUGCAGUAGUUUUAGCUCAGUAUAAAAACAAGUCAGGAGGAGGGUAUUUUUCCAGGAAAAGGCGACUGGCUAUUAUAUUGGUAGUGUUAAUUUCUGUCGCUUCAUUGCUCAUCCUCGCAGUUCUAUGUUGGUUCAGGAAAAGGAGCAUGAAAGGGAGAGGAGGACAGCCCAAAUUUCUGAAUGAUCCCGCUGCUCCUGGUGUACAAAGCUACGAAAAUUUGCCAAUAAAAGAUGAGGUUGAUGAACACAGAGGAGAAAUCGAUUUACCUCUUUUCGAUUUAACCAUCGUGGUUGCAGCCACAUAAAACUUCUCUUCUGCUAACAUGCUUGGACAUGGCGGCUUCGGCAUGGUAUAUAAGGGAUGUCUAGCUCAUGGACAGGAAAUAGUUGUUAAAAGAUUAUCGAGAAAUUCACGACAAGGCAUAGACGAAUUCAAGAACGAAGUAAUGCUCAUAGCAAAGCUUCAGCAUAGAAAUCUUGUGAGGCUUUUGGGUUUUUGCAUACAUAAAGAAGAGAGGAUGCUAAUCUAUGAAUACAUGCCAAAUCGUAGCUUGGACUUAUGGAUUUUUCGUGUGCCAUCUUUACACACUGCUAAUAAAUACUUUCAGUUUCUGACAUUAACCCUGAAAUUAAGAAAUCAUAAACUUGUAGAUAAUAGAAGCUUUUAUGUGUGGUGUUCAGGUAAAAACGGAAAUUUGUUGUUAGAUUGGAGAAAAAGGUUUCAAAUUAUCAUUGGCAUUGCUCGAGGCCUCCUAUAUCUUCAUCAAGAUUCGAGACUAAAAAUAAUCCACAGGGAUUUGAAAGCGAGCAAUGUUUUAUUGGAUGGUUCAAUGAACCCAAAAAUAUCAGAUUUUGGCAUAGCAAGAAUGUUCGGGGAUGACCAAAUUGAAGCAAACACGAACAAAGUUGUUGGCACCUAGUAAUUGUCUCCUCUCCCUCAAAAAAAAAAAAAAAAUUAAGUAGAACUGAUAUAUAUAUAUAUAUACAUAUAUAUUUAUACUAAUAUUGUGUGAUUGCAGCGGUUACAUGUCACCCGAGUACGCUAUGGAUGGGUUAUAUUCCACAAAAUCCGAUGUGUUUAGCUUUGGAGUCUUGGUACUAGAGAUCAUUAGUGGAAGGAAAAACAACUUCCAAUUCGAAAAUUCAUCUCUGAAUUUGGUUGGAAUAGUAAGUAAACAAAUAAUUUUUCAAACGAUGAAUCUAACUUUCGAGUAGUCCAAUGAUCUAAACAUUGUGCUCAAAAUUGUUUCAGAUAUGGGACUUGUGGACAGAAGGAAAAGUCUUGAACAUAAUUGAUUCAUCAUUGAAUUAGUCGUAUUCGACUCCUGAAGUUAUGAGAUACAUUCAGAUUGGGCUUUUGUGUGUGCAAGAAUACCUAACAAACCGGCCAACCAUGCUAGAUGUUGUAUUCAUCUUGGGGAACGAAACAACUCUUCCAUAUCCGAAAAAGGCAACGUUUAGCUUGAAAAACAGUGGUUCGGAUUCUUCAACGCCUAAAGGAGCUUCUUCUGUAAAUGAUGUAACAGUAACAGUUAUUGAAGCUCGUUGAGUCGCACUUUGCUGGCUCUUGUAGAGAUUUUGCAUUACUUCUCAAGUAUUUGAACUCAAAUCGAGAUUCCUUGUGGAGAGAAAAGGCAAUGUCUUUGAAAUUGUCGAUUCAUCUCUGGGCGAAUCGUACCCUAUAAACGAAGUUGUGAGAUGCAUCUAAAUUGCCCUCUUAUGUGUGCAAGAGUAUCUUGGAUAUUAGUCUUUAAUCCAACGGCUAAUAAGUCACUAUAAUUAAUAAGGAUUGUUAUGGAGUGUAAGUAGGAUUAGGGUUUAGUUAUAAGCUAUAACUUGGGCUCCAUGUAAAGAAAAUAUUCUAGUUAUUCUUGGAGAAUAAGAGCUCCUGAUAUUAUCCUAUUUUGAUUCGGAUUUGGUAGAUUAUUUCCUCGUACAAUAACAAGUCCUACUGACAUCAUUAUGGGAGGAUGAAUUAGGUUUUUUU